UAUUGCCUAAUAUUCAUUAAACUAAAGAACGCGUUGUUUUUUACUUGAGGAUAAUAAAAAAGCUAUAUCAAAGUCAGUAAACAUUUUACUAAUACCGUUUUAAUUAUUUCAGUCAUUUAUUUUGUUUACAAAAUGACAUGUGUACAUUUUUAUACGUAAGCAAUCACGAACGAUUUGAAAGCUUAAUACACAACAUUUAUAACUUGGAAACACACACACUGGAAUAAAUACGAAGGGGUGUUUUCAGUUUCGUAGGAGCUUCGUUAGUAACAGACUUGAAAUUGGACUGAAAAGUUGUAUACCUAUAAAGUAUGAGUGUUAUUCUAGUACAGCCAUAAAACAUGAUUCAGGACACCCUUCAAGCCCCUCAGCAGGCAGACGACUUUAGUCAUGCGAUGUUCAUAUUUGAGCUUUUUCAGAAAGGCAUGAUCUUCACUGCCAUCGUGGCUGGCAUCAUCUGUUGCGGUCACCUAGUUUUUGUCCGCAGGAAGUACUGCCGAAAUACUACGACGCUGAUGGCUGUGGUGCUCUCGGGUUUUUUGCAUCUGAUCGCGUGCGUGUGCAUGCUGACAAUUGCUGAGAAGAACACGGAAAUACUCGUAAAACAGAGGCCUCCGAGCGUCGGCUCGUGCUUGGAUAACUGGAUGACGGCGCGUUAUGCAAACACAAUGGUGCUCGUGGUUAUCAUUCAUAAUGUUUUUGUUCAGAACUUUAAAUGGUCGUUGUCUUCUUGUCUACCAUACGCAGGAAUACUUGGCUGCAUCAUCACAGGAAGUGUUUUCGUCAUCAAGAGAGUGCCGCAAAACAGUUCACUUCCAGUUGCACAACAUUCUCUAGUGACACUUGGGACUUCCGGGAGUCAGCACGUGAAUGUAUUUCUGUCCGUGUGCCAAAAAAACGUUUACGAGGAAAGAUGGGCUAUUCUGGCCGAAUAUUUUCUCAUUUACGUCCCCGUCAUCGUCACAAUUUUUGCUGCUCUCUGCAUGAACAGGACAAAACAGUCGGAUGUCACCAUCACAGAGUUAAAGAUUAUAUCAAACAGAGAGUGCAAUGUUUUAAGGGCUAACUGCAAUUGUGUUAAAUUGAACUCAGUCAUGAUUGCUCUUCUUUCAUAUUUCACUCUAGUAAUACUCUUUGUAAAUCCAGGAUACAUUCUGUUUGCGGCCGCAACUUCGGGUUUCUUCUGGGACAUUUGGCCAAGCUUUUUACAGAUAGUAUUUUAUACUUCGUUUUGCUCAGAUUAUAUUGGAAAGGUCAUUUUAUAAUCACACUAAUUGAGAAAUGAAAUUCAUUUUUAAUUUUCCUCAAAACUGAAAAAUAAUGCUGAAAUAUUUAUCAAAUUGAACAAUAUUCAAAUGUCGAUGUCUACAUGUAUCAGAAACAUAUACAUUAAGUAACAGUCUAAUCAAAAGAUUUGGCAAAUGUGUCUUAUAACGAAAGUCUCAGAUACGCUUUUGAUGAAAGCUCAUAUACCGCAGGGAAUCGAUAUCUUGAAUAUUUAUUCUGCCUUCAGAUAGUUCAAAAUACAAAUAAUGAUUUUGGCCACCUGACAUGGUUCUUAGGCGUUGGAAGACAGAAAGCCAAUCAAGAUUUGACCAUGGUGCAAAACUUAGAACAUACAGUCGGUUUAGGCAAAGCUCAUCAAAUUGUUCAGCUUCCCAGUCAGAAGGCAUGACUCGUUACAAUUGCAAUCAUGCCGAUAGGAACGAUGACAUUGGCGAGAAAGUAUACUCCGACGAUUGCUACAAUCGUUACGAUUGAUAAGAUGAUGUACAGUAAAGGGCUGAAUACGACAGAAGGUUGCAUUGUGGUGUUAAUGGCGAAUAAGAAGCGCUUGUAUCUUUCUACUGUGCACCGGCCAUGUUAAAUAUUGUUUAUUAAGUUGUUGUUGUUUUUAAAUACAUACUAAACUUCUAUACAGCGGUAUCUGUUAUAAUCAUAGACACCAGUUAGCGCUAUAUUGGUGCACCGCCGAUUCGUAUCGCACGAAAUUAUUCUCGUACAAACCAAGUCUUGGCGGGAAUUUAUCGUAUAUAAAGUCAUUCAUUUCUUAUACUGGGAUCUUCUUUCACAUUGGAUUUACAAUACUUAUGUGAAAAACUACAGAAACAAGCUCAGUAGCCAACAGUUUAAACAUAAACCCCGUUUAAUGACCCAGGGUAAACGUCAAAGACAUAGAACAAAACAAAAUCACAAACAAUAAACAUGGAACAACAGUACAAAACUCCGCAAACAGCACAGUGCAUACGUACUAUAUAAAAACGAGGUAUUUUCUACAAGGAUUGUUAGACACCGCCUUUGAACGGUGAGUUAAAUGUAAAUUGACUGGAGGUAUAAAACCUCACUUUUAUCCCAACAAUUUUGAAUAAAAAAGAACGUAAAAGGUAAAUUUUAUCAAAGUAUGAUGUUAAAAUCGGAUUGAAUUACAUUCAUAUAUUGUUAUUCUUAUAGACUUAUUUAGAAAUUGAGAAUAAAUAAAAAGGACACAUUUGAGUGUUGUAGGAAACGAAUAAACUACUAAAACAUA
This is a messenger RNA of Mya arenaria, 2527 nucleotides long. RefSeq lists its product as uncharacterized. The record is from RefSeq and is a predicted model, not a curated record. NCBI's taxonomy places the organism in Eukaryota, Metazoa, Mollusca, Bivalvia, Myida, Myidae. The transcript has 2 exons. Bases 342 to 1265 code for a protein of 307 amino acids.